UGUCCGUCCUCGCCUCUAAAUUCAGCCGCGGAGACGAAAGCUCGCAGAUGGCUAAGUAUAUAGCGGCUCAGCUGUCGCGACUCUUAGAAGAGACGUCAAGAGCAUGCACAGGAGAAUACACGCGUACAUUCUGAGCUUGCCUUCCGGCUCAAGAUGCGACGGACGACACGAGCUUCCUCGCCCUCCUUGUGCACCUUCCGUGAAUGCAAAAGGACACCAACAGGAAAAAUGCCCCUCAAAAUUGCUACUCAGAGCGCCCAGUGAUCAGCAUUCCUGCCAAUGACUCCUUUCAUGAUAAUGAUUUGCACGCUGCAGUCCCGUCGACCCUGUCUGCAGCUGAGGACACGACGAGCUUCGUCUUCCCGGUGCUGUUGGACGUCACGGCAGAACCGCCACUGGCGAACCGAACCAGGCUGGCGCUCGACUACCCUCCGGAGUGCAUUCCGGAGGUACCUAAAGGCGUGGUCGUGCAGGUGUCAGCCCCGGCCAUGGCGUCUGGCUGGACAGGAAGCCGCAGGCUCGUCUUUCGCCUGCGCGCGCGCAGCUAUGUCGCGUCCAUCAAGACGCCGCUGCUCAACGGCACCACCUUGCGAGUAACGCUCUGGGCGAAUGAAAGCCACGGCCUCCCUUGCUCACCGAACCAGGCCUCUGCGAGCCUCAUCCUCAAUUUCCCCGUGUGUCGGCAAAAACCUGUGCCACGUUUCAAGCGAUCCGUCCACAAGCCUAGAUCUAGGCUAUCGAGCACAGACGCGGGGCCGUCGGAGGAGCGGCAUCUUGCCCAGGCGGGAGUGAACCCGAACGGUUGCCAGGUGGUCUCACUCGUCGUCGACAUAUGGUCCUUGGGCUGGCGUCGGUGGGUGCUGGCGCCGCACUCCUUCAGUGCGAACAAAUGCUUCGGAAAAUGCCGGUUCCCCGCGAUUCAGCUACUCAACAGCACCAACCACUCGACGCUGCUAAGCCUGGCCAGUGGUGUCCGUUGGAAUCCCACCAAUUACCAAGUGUGUUGCGUGCCCAUCCGCUACGAGUCACAGAGCGUCCUGUACUUCGACGACUACGGACACGUGGUGCUCAAGGCGUUCGACAACAUGCGCGUGUCGGCAUGCGGGUGCCGUUGACAAUUGAAGCCGAUGUGGUUCAACACGAAGCAGUUGGCGAGGGACGAUCGGUCUAAAACGCUAGCGGUUAUAUAUGUUGUGGCGAAGGCGCGCUGUGGCUUUGCGUUAUGCAAGGGGCCAGGGCCUCCAAGCCGUUCGCGUGCCUGUGUCAAAAGUUAAAUGCCACAGCCCACAAGAGUACAAUUUCAUCUUGGCCUGGCCGGCCUUCUGCAACACACAUGACUAACGACAGCUCUUGCUAACGACAGCUAGCCUCCUUAUUGCAUUUGCAGCACGCAGGAACACAACUAACUGCUUUCGCAUUUGUCCAUCUUAAUCUCUGUAUCUCCAGUGCACCGGGAUUGUUGCAGAAGCCACUCGUUCCUGAGAAAACUUGCAGUCACGUGCUCAUCAAGUUAUGAAUCCGAUCAGUACAAAUUAUCGCUGAUUGACUGGCGUCUGCGCCCUAUCCAAUUGCUUUAAUGAGUAAUACCAGUGAACAUGCUGUCCAAUCCGGAAACGACCAGGCGAGCAAUACGUCGUGAUAGCUUCAAGCAUCACGUGGGCAGUCCGUCCAUGCACUUUGCGCGCCCAGUUUAGUAAACAAGAAAUAUUGUUUUCAACCUCACGCUUAAGCGUGACAUUACGCUUCUAUACUAUUUGUUCCUCCUUGAUUUUGCCAUGUCCACCAGCGCAACAUUUUUGAGUAACUUUCAUUACUCAUAGCGCCUUAAGUUAUAUAUAGAAGGAAAAGGGAGUCAAAUCGCUAUGAUUGAUUGAUCGAACUUUUUGAUGAUAUUGGAAAUGUUGACAACUUUCGUUUCCGGCUCUUCGACAAAGUUUUAUUGCCAAAUGAAUAUACAAAAAUGACAUGAGGAAAUGAACAAAUAAAGGCACACGAUGAGCACUUAGCGUCAACGUGCUUCAGUCAAUGAAAAAUAUAGUGGAAGCGACAAGGCACUUGGAAAAAUGUGCACAUAAGUGUUCAGGCAAAGAAACAAGCAAUUGAAGAAAGCAGCGGAAUAUACAAAAAAAAAAAGGAAUCACAAAUGUAUGGAAACGUUGAAAUAUUUGCACAUUGAAUACACAAUUGCUGAAAAAACACAAACCAUACAUACUGAAAUAAGUAAAUAAAUAAAUGAACGAGUAAAUAAACAAGUGAUUAUAGAAAUCGAAAAAAAACCCCCAUAAAAAUAGAUGCCAACUUGUAGUUCACAAAUAGAGCGAUUCUAAAGAACAUGUUCGACGUCCUACCAUAUAUAGGUGACCGCAUUUGUAGGAAGGCAAUGUUACACGACGUAUCCGAUAAAGGAAGCUGCCCGUUUAUACAACUUUCAGCUUAACUAACAAGUGAACUAACAGUUCAAGGCGCAGUCAGCAGCUGUGUGUCCCGAUAAUGAUCAGGAGACCGGCAAUGCAUCAACAACGGAUUGCGCUUUUAAAAUCGCGUGAACUGCUGUAUCCUUCUGCAGUGCUCCUAAGAAUAUUGUCAUUGCGACGUGGACUUUAAAGCAACUAAUUAAAUAGUCAAUUAACCAUCUUAAUGAGCAGACUGCGAUGGCUAUACUUUAUUGUCCACUAUAGAACGGUGGUCAGCGAGACAAAAUGUGGACCGCUACUUGAAUGACUUUUUUUGUGGAGACAACGUUGUAUUAGUGUUUGUGAUAAGUAUAGAGUUGGAUAACGGCCUAGGCAGUGAUGUCUUUUAUGUUUUGUUAAGCUCAACAGAUGUGUAUGUUUGGACUGUCUAUCGAGGUUAGUACAUGCAGGACACCUCACCAGAGGUUGGACUGGAAAGUAUAUCCCGUAUUUGUGUAGCGGCGUAGAGAGCUGUUGGAUGUUGCUUGGGCGCUCCACCGUGGCAGUCUUAUCUUUAUUUUUAUCAUAUUUUUGUCACUAUUUAUUUAUUUAUUUAUUUAUCGAUGUAGUACAGAGAGAGAUCGAGGGGCCAUUUUCUACCCGAAUCUCUCCCAUGCGGCUUAAUUAUAACGGAAAAGUACAAGUGAUACUGGAGAACAUUUGCAAGGUGUCUUGAAUGAAAAAAAAAGAAAAAGAAAUGUGUUGCAGCUUUAUGUGAUGUUUCUUUCCUUGUACUGCGUUUUCGUUGGCGUGUGGAAAAGUUCAGUCAUGACGAUUGAGGCCACUGCGUUGUAAUAACACGUGGAAUAUACUUCGUACUUUUUCAUUAUGCGUUGACUCUUUCAAAAGUAAUGAAAAUGGGUAGAAUUUACUUUGCGAGGCCGAAGAGGCAGAUCGAUUUCAUGCAGUUGCAAGGUACUGUAAAUAAUCAUUGUUAUCAUUAGGACUUGUUUGGCUAAUUAUUUUGAGACUAAGAGAUGAUAGAAUCUUGCGAAGUUAUGUAAUAUUUGUCCAUUAUGUAUGCCAUGUUCUCUCUUUCAUAUACUAUGUGUGUUACUUGCAUGACGAUGCUUUUUUUUGUGUGUGUAUAUAGAAUAUAUUAGUGCAUCAACGCCUUAUUCAAGGAAACCCUGUGUAUUUAGGAAUUAUUCAUUUUCUUCCAUUUUAUUUCACCUUUCUUAUUUUUUUUUGCGUGUGUAUGUGUGUGAUGUACGAGUGGCUCGCUGUUCAUCGCCAAAGCAGGAGCUCAUGGCUUUGUAAGCCUGCCGAUUUCUUCGGCAGCGUUCACCACUCGCUUCCGCCAUCAUGUACUGUAAUGAGAAAUUAAAAGCAAUAUUAUUAAUAAAGCGAUAGCUUUCUUUGGCUCUGAGUGGGCAAUUAGUGCAUGAGAACUAUAUAGCUUGUCUUUAUGUCGACAGCCAACGUUUCACUCAUGCGCUGUAACAGCACCGAGAAAAACGGAGACACACACUCGCAAGUUUGUGGAACGUCUAUAGCUAACCAGACGCAUUUCUGGUUAACAUCCCUGCCUUCUCCCUUUCUCUUCUCCUCCUCCGCCCACUGGCGCCGCACAGUUUAUAAGUCCGCAUACAACCACCUCC
Messenger RNA from Dermacentor silvarum, 4054 nucleotides. RefSeq names its product embryonic growth/differentiation factor 1-like. Lineage: Eukaryota; Metazoa; Arthropoda; Arachnida; Ixodida; Ixodidae. Bases 204 to 1115 code for a protein of 303 amino acids. Gene Ontology annotation, molecular function: cytokine activity; growth factor activity. Gene Ontology annotation, cellular component: extracellular region. The record is from RefSeq and is a predicted model, not a curated record. Gene Ontology annotation, biological process: SMAD protein signal transduction; BMP signaling pathway. The transcript is spliced from 5 exons.